Bolinopsis microptera is the source of this 1329-nucleotide messenger RNA. Its product is annotated as kelch-like protein 41. The transcript is spliced from 10 exons. Lineage: Eukaryota; Metazoa; Ctenophora; Tentaculata; Lobata; Bolinopsidae. The coding region runs from base 1 to 1329 and encodes 442 amino acids. Gene Ontology annotation, molecular function: protein binding. The record is from RefSeq and is a predicted model, not a curated record.
AUGAUUAUUGAAUUAAAGAUAGGGUCACAAUCACUUAAGGUUGACAAAGAGUUAUUAGCACGGUACAGUGAUUACUUUGAUGCAAUGUUCACCUCUCCUUUCUCGGAACAGUCUAGUGAUGUCAUCACUUUAAAACACAUCAACUUCAGAUCUGUUAAAGUUAUUGUUGAUUACAUCUACAGUGGAAAGCUGGUGUUAAGUCCGUUCAAUAUAGAGGACGUGUUUCUCACUGCAGAUUUUCUACAAAUUCCAACAGUCAGACAAAGAUGUUUGGAAUUGUUUGGAAAACAUUUAGCACCCAACAACUGUAUAAAUAUCUACAAGCUUUCAGUACAGCACGGUUUAAAGAACACUGAGAGAUCAGCAGUUAGAAUAAUAAUGAAGUGUUUUGAAGAGAUCUACGAGGACAGUGAUUAUUUAGAUUUCUCCAGCAAGCUCCUGUUUUAUUUGUUAUCAGACUGUGAUCUCAACAUUUCACAAGAGAUCUUUGUUUUUAGCGCUAUUGAGAGAUGGAUUGGUCAUGAUCCUGUCAGCAGGAAAUUUUACAAAGAAGAGCUUCUCUGCUGUUUAAUGGUGGAUCUUCUCUCGAAUCAGGAAUUACACAAGGUGAUAACAAGUGACCUGGUGAAGAACUCCCCGGACGUGAAGCAGCAUUACAAAGAGAUAUUAUCAGCAUCAUCACGUGACAUGUCAGGGAAGCGGAGGAACUUUAAGGGAGGUAAAGGGUUGGGUAAAGAGAGACUGGGUAUGAUAAACGGGCGAGUGUAUAUUAUCGGGGGGCUCGCAGACACGAAAGUCCCAUCAGACGUUGAGGUGUUUAUCCCUCACCACACGAAGCUAUCACGUGACCCCAACACUUUCGUCCGGAACACCUUCACACCAGCGGUUGAUGACGUCACAAAAACACACAGUGAUGACGUCACAGUGAUGACGUCACAGCUCCCAGUCGUUACAGUGGAAUGUGGCGGAAGGAAUGUAACCAGGAGUUAUGGAGGUGGAGCUACUGUUGUGGACGGGGCUGUGUACUUGGUGGGGGGUCGGUCUGAUAGUGGUGUUUCUGAUAAGUUGUACCAGUUGGAGUUGCACUCACAACGGUACAAAGAGGUUGGCAAAGUGCCAGUUUGGUGUGAUCACGUGACUGUUACCAGCUCUGAUAAGAAAGUGUUUGUUAUCGGGGGUUAUCAGCUCUCUGAUACUGGAUCUCUUACUCCUUCAUCUCUUGUUCAGAUAUACGAUACAGCUUCGCAGGAAUGGACAACAGGUCCAGAGUUGACUGUCCCCCGGGCUCAUGCAACAUCCAUCGGUAAAAUACAUUUGCUUUACACAUAG